Molecule: messenger RNA, 1440 nt
Organism: Lodderomyces beijingensis
Lineage: Eukaryota; Fungi; Ascomycota; Pichiomycetes; Serinales; Debaryomycetaceae
Source: the annotation of a GenBank genome assembly
AUGUCUGAUAAUUUGAAAAGAGCAGAGUCGUUGUUCAAUAGAAUUAUUAUGAACCAAGGGGCUGACUUGUCGCCCACAGUGUCGGCUUCCAGUGGUGCUUCGACACCGAGUUUCCCACCCAGAUCAAAGCACCAUCACAACAAUCAUCACCAACAUAAUAGUCAUGACAAUAACAAUAAUAAUAAUAGUAAUAACAACGGCUCACGUAAUCAUUAUAACAACCACCAUCAUGGCUCGUCGAGUCUGCAUGCGCCCGUGAUUGAAUUUUCCAAAUUGCCCAAACUCGAUGUUCAGAAAUUGACCCAGGAGGCACUCGCCAGUGUAUCAGUAUCGGACCAUGUUCUCGCGUACUGUUGGACGGUAUGGCACCAUUCCAGAAACAAGAAACCCGCAGCUCAAGUAGCUGCUGCUGCGACCUCGGCUGUUGAAAGCGACGCCGCCCAAGUAGGGGUCGAUUCGUAUUUACAGACAACCAACCAAGUUCAAUUCACGCACCAAAGUCAAGAUUCUUCUUCUUCCACCACGAUUUCCCACGUUGCUUCUGUUGAACAGAUGUGGACUAUGCUCACUUCGAUCAAGAACAGCUUUAAACUCGCCAUCGGCACCGAGUUUCUCAUUUUCAAAACGGGAGUCAAUCCCGCGUGGGAAGAUCCCGUGAAUGCCAAAGGUGGAAGAUGGAUCUUUAGAUUCGCGAGAAAAUCCCAGGACCAGAAAGAGUUACAACAAGGUAGUGGUGGCGGUGGUGACGCACUUCUGCCUUGUCAAUCGGUGGAGAAGUUGCGCAAGAGAUCAGCGUUGGUGUGGGAAAGACUAGUUCUCAAGAUCCUCACGGGGAACUUUAUUCCCAACUCGCAAUCGCUCGAGUUGCAAAAUGUGCUACUUAACGAUAUCUGUGGAAUUGUGCUUAGUGUGAGGAAAGACGAAGACAUUAUAUCUGUAUGGAACUCCAAUCUCAAUUUUUCCAAAAAGCAGUUGGAAAAACUCAGCGCUGCCACCAGCACAUCUGGUGCCAACACAAGUCCGCUUUCUGCGUUUCAAGCUAGACGUGUCAUAUGCGACGCUAUAUUACGCGUGAUUCGUGAAUGCGACUCCAUAAUAGAUGGCGGGUCAGAUGGCGUAACCACGCUGGACUCUGGCGCAAACGAACGCGUGUGGGGAGUCAGUUUUGAAUACAGAUUGCAUGUGGAAGCCCCACACGGUGGUGGUGCCACCAAUGGCGGCGGUGAAGGUUCAAAUGUCAAUCUGGGUAACUCGAACAGAGAGAGAGGUGGUGGUAAAAACAACAAUAGGUAUCAUAAUCACAAUCACAACAGUCAUCAUCAUCACAACCACCAACACCACCAGAAUCAUCACGGACAUCAUAAAUCUUCUUCCUUACUUCCAUCUUCGUCUUCGUCGUCCUCUUCCACCACAUCAGCAAGACAAGCUGCCGCUAAUUGA